Messenger RNA from Solanum stenotomum, 1020 nucleotides. RefSeq lists its product as uncharacterized. The coding region runs from base 165 to 923 and encodes 252 amino acids. The transcript has 5 exons. NCBI's taxonomy places the organism in Eukaryota, Viridiplantae, Streptophyta, Magnoliopsida, Solanales, Solanaceae. The record is from RefSeq and is a predicted model, not a curated record.
GAUACAGUUUAUUGCCUCUUCCAUAGGAAGCAGCAAAAUUCAGAAAGCGACACAAAAUUCCCCCACAAUAUAUAUACGUAUACACAUACAUACGGUGGUUUAAAUUCCUUCAACACAAAGAAACUUUUUGAGCUGAAUCGCACCUGCAUUUCAUUAAUUAGAAGAUGCGGACCAUGGCGAGUUCCGCCUCAUCCAGAGGCAUAGCCGCCAUUGUGGGCGUUGGGCCUAAUCUUGGACGCUCCAUCGCUCGCAAGUUCGCCCAUGAAGGUUAUACAGUUGCUAUUCUAGCCCGUGACUUGGAUAGAUUAUCUAGAUUUGCUGAUGAGAUAGCGAGGGAAGAGAAGGCGCAGGUAUUUGCUAUCCGAAUAGAUUGCUCCGAUUUACGAAGCGUAAGAGAGGCAUUUGAGGGAGUUCUAUCACUGGGUUUUGUGGAAGUCUUGGUUUACAAUGCAUAUCAGCCAGUAUCUUGGAAUCCCACUAAUUUCACCGACAUUAAAGUCGAACAAUUUGAAAAAUCUAUCGCCGUCUCCUCCGUCGGCGCCUUCCACUGCGCUCAACAGGUAGUACCAGGAAUGGUGGAAAGAGGAAGAGGGACGAUUCUGUUUAGUGGUUGCUCAGCUUCUCUUAAUGGCAUUGCCGGCUACUCCGAAUUAUGCUGUGGAAAGUUUGCAAUGAGAGGGUUAUCCGAAUGCCUGGCAAGAGAGUUCCAGCCACUUGGAAUACACGUGGCACAUGUCAUCAUCCACGGCAUCGUCGGCGCACCUCGGGGGGCAAUCCUAUCCAAUUCACAGCAAAGCGUACGAAGGGAUGGAUUGAUGGACCCGGACGCGCUUGCCCAGACCUACUGGUACUUGCACAUUCAAGAUAGAUCUGCUUGGACCCAAGAGAUUGAUCUUCAUCCUUUCAACCAAAGAGAUAUGUAGAAACAAGAAUAUGUACUGCUAUAAUAAGUUAGACAUUUUCAAUUUAGUGCGGUAUUGUAUGAUGAUUGAUUGGGAUUUUAUGUACAUUUGAUUUGGU